Molecule: messenger RNA, 573 nt
Organism: Fusarium poae
Lineage: Eukaryota; Fungi; Ascomycota; Sordariomycetes; Hypocreales; Nectriaceae
Exons: 2
Coding region: 1-573 (190 amino acids)
Biological process (GO): transcription initiation at RNA polymerase II promoter
Cellular component (GO): SAGA complex; nucleus; transcription factor TFIID complex
Molecular function (GO): promoter-specific chromatin binding; RNA polymerase II general transcription initiation factor activity
Source: RefSeq, a predicted model, not a curated record
AUGGCUAGUGAUGCGCCAGAAAAGACAGCAGAGCAGACCCCUCCUGCGCCAGAGGUUCCUUCUGAGGAAGCGCCUCCAGCACAAACAGUCCCUGAGUCGCGAUUGCCGACCCGCAAGGAUGUCUCCCUCCGAGAGUUCUUGAACAAGAUGGACGACUAUGCACCUAUUAUUCCUGAUGCAGUCACCAACUACUACAUGACCAAAGCUGGUCUUCCACCACCUCCACAGACUGAUCCCCGUCUCGCACGACUACUCGCCCUCGCGACACAGAAGUUCAUUGCAGACAUUGCCGCAGACGCUUACCAGUAUAGCCGGAUCCGCGCAUCAUCCAACACCAAUAAUCCCAUGGGCUCUCUUGGUGCCGCUGCUGGAUUCCCCAUUCCUGGACAACAAACGGGUCAGCCUGGAAGUAAGGACCAGACCAAAGGCGCGCCCCUCGGCAUUCAGCGACCCGGCUACGGCGGUGGUGGCCAAGGCGGCAGCCAGAACAGAACCGUCCUGACUAUGGAAGAUCUCGGCAUGGCUGUUGGAGAGUACGGCGUUAAUGUCAAGCGAAGCGAAUUCUAUCGCUAG